This is a messenger RNA of Daphnia pulex (common water flea), 979 nucleotides long. RefSeq lists its product as uncharacterized. The coding region runs from base 248 to 811 and encodes 187 amino acids. The transcript has 5 exons. Lineage: Eukaryota; Metazoa; Arthropoda; Branchiopoda; Diplostraca; Daphniidae. The record is from RefSeq and is a predicted model, not a curated record.
GAAAAGCGCCGACCAGUCGUCAGUCGUGUAGAAGGCACGCCCUUGAACACAACCACUUUCUAACGCUGCCGUCAUUGUAUUCACUGGCUCUUGAGUUUAACAAACACUGGAUCCUCUUCCGCAGGUUUCUCUCGUCGACGCGACUGCGGAUGACGUGGUGUCGCAAAAUCAACUUCAGGACGGGAAGAACCAGACGCUUGAGGAUUGCGCAAGUGGUUACGAAGACAAAUGCGGCUUCGCUUGCUCAAUGCCGCAGCUGGGGGCGGAUAAGGAACAAUCGGCCGGCUCGUCAAUGCUCAACACUGACGAUUUUAGUACUAGCGAAACCACAAGCAACAAAGGGUUAGCCCCUUCGGUUCUUAAUUGUUGCUCUUCCGUGCAUUACCAACCGCUGAGAAACAUAAUGGAGGAAAACAUUCGCAUGCGCCAAGCCAUGAAUAGCAUGGUUUUGACUCUGAACCGGUGGAUUCAUCAAAAUAAAGAGCAAACUGAACAAGUCAAAUUGCUGGUUAACACCCUAAAAGAGUCAGAGGAGCAGAAAGAGAAAGAACAGAAAGAAUUACGUCAGAAGUUGGAGGCUAUGACAAUUCAAAUGAAAGCUCGUGAAUCAGAUUUAGCCACCGAACGACAAAACCGAUUACAGUCUGAUCGGGAAAAAGAAGUCGCCAAACAAAUGAUUCUCAAGUUGCAACAGGAGAAUUGGGGGCUAAGAAAAGCCCGUUCAAGAGCUUUGAUCUCUCGUGAUUCGAGUUAUUCCGUAAGCGGAUUUUCUAGUCAACCAUCAACCUCCAUGUUCGACUCUCCCGAUUGAAUCUCUUCGUUGAUAUAUCAAUAUUUACCAAUGCAUUGUAUAAAUAUUUUUAAAGUAUUGUAUCCUGACGCUUCCAGAUUUUACGGCGUAUUUUUAUCACAGUUUUAAGCCCAGCUGUUUUUUUUUUAGAACCGCCUAAUGUAAACACGCAUUACAAUUUUACAACUA